AUCAGUACGAGGCUUUGUGGCGGACUGCCGGCGCAGCAGCCCGGCGUCACCUGCGAUAACGCGGCCGCGCGUUGGCUCCUGAUUGGCGCGCGCACGCAUCAUCUGAUUCUUGCGCGCAGGUCCGCACUCAGGUAGCCGUGGCAGGAUGAUGCCACACAACAUUUCAGUUACUAUUGAUUCUAAUGAUACUCAUAAUGAUUAUGUUUGCCAUUCUGUUGAAGUUCUACAUGAAGCAGAUAAUCAUCAAAUUUUGAUUGACCAAAAACUUAAGAGCGCAGGUGAUAGAAGACGUUUCCAGAUUUUUGAUUAUUAUUGGAGUCUUGGUAGCCUGCAACGCCAGAGGGAUUGGAUCGCAAAAAGCGUGAUAAAGAAAGAAGUAAAGACUCAUACUACAGAUAAAGGUGAUUCUUCUAGGAGGAAUUGCACUUAUGAGUAUUAUAUCAACGAAGAAGGCAGGAGACAGAUUCAACUGUUAUAUGCGCCAGUUUUGAUAUGCAAAAAGUGCUUAAUACACCCCAUGGAGAAAAUAAUAUGGCACUUUAUUAUACGAGAAAGAUAGCCGUAUAUAAUUUUACAAUUUACGAGAGCAAUACUCAAAAAGGAUAUGGACAGAAGUUGAUGCACACCGAGGCGCAAAUGAAAUUGCCACAUGCCUG
Molecule: messenger RNA, 656 nt
Organism: Bombyx mandarina (wild silkworm)
Lineage: Eukaryota; Metazoa; Arthropoda; Insecta; Lepidoptera; Bombycidae
Source: RefSeq, a predicted model, not a curated record